Messenger RNA from Brachypodium distachyon (stiff brome), 1849 nucleotides. Its product is annotated as U-box domain-containing protein 9. Gene Ontology annotation, biological process: protein ubiquitination. Lineage: Eukaryota; Viridiplantae; Streptophyta; Magnoliopsida; Poales; Poaceae. Bases 180 to 1571 code for a protein of 463 amino acids. Gene Ontology annotation, cellular component: cytoplasm; nucleus. The record is from RefSeq and is a predicted model, not a curated record. Gene Ontology annotation, molecular function: ubiquitin-protein transferase activity; protein binding. The transcript is spliced from 2 exons.
CACACACCGCUUCUCUCCCUUUCAGUGCCUCCUCCGGCUCUCUCUUUCUUUCUCCCUUUCCCCCCUAGCUUCCUUCCCCGAGGGGACUGCCACGUCCAUGCCAGCCGGAGCCCAUCGCGAGGCCGACCGACACCGCCACCGAGAGAACGGACGGCCAGAGGCUUAUUAGCCGCCGCGGCAUGGCGAAGCCCACGCCCGUCGCCACGGCGGAGGAGGCGGCGGCGCUGCGCCGCCGGCUGAGGCGCCUGGUGGCGGCCGUGACCACCGGCGGCGCCGACGGGGACGCCUUCGACGAGGCGGCGUCGGCGCUCGCGGCUCUCAGGGCCGCCGAGCUGGGCCGCCGCAAGGAUGGUGGUGGCCGCGGUGGCGCGGCGGGCGCCGGGGGGAAGAGGACGGCGACGCAGGCAUCGGUGCCGGAGCAGUUCCUCUGCCCCAUCUCGUCCGAGAUCAUGAGGGACCCCGUCGUGCUCGCUUCCGGCCAGACAUAUGAUCGCCGUUUCAUUCAAGAAUGGUUAAGCGCUGGAAACCGAACAUGCCCACAGACUCAGCAGGUCCUCUCGAAUACAAUUCUCAUUGCAAACCACCUUGUUAGAAGCAUGAUCUCACAGUGGUGCACAGAGAAUGGGAUCACUCUUCCACCAGUUGAGGACCGAGAGGAGGAUCUAGUUACCAACAACGAGCGAAAGGCGUGCGGUGAAAUCUUUGAUAGGAUCACUUUCUCAUCAAACAUAUCCGAGCAGAGGCAAGCUAUUAAGGAUCUCCGGCUGUUGACAAAGCGCAAUAGCUCAUUCCGAGCAGUCAUUGGAGAGAAGCCAGAUACCAUCGCGCAAAUGAUUUCUGUUGUCGCCGACUCAGAGUUAGAACACAGUGCAGAAGUUCUUGAGGAUACAGUGACUACAAUUCUCAAUCUUUCAAUCCAUGAGAGCAAUAAGAAGAUCAUUGGAGAUGACCCAACGGCAAUCCCAUUUCUUAUACGGGCGUUGCAGUCAGGGACAAUGGAUGCCCGCAGCAAUGCUGCGGCUGCCAUCUUCAGUUUGUCAGCUCUUGACAGCAACAAGGCAAAGAUUGGCGAGUCAGGUGCAUUAAGGCCUUUGGUUGAUCUUCUUGAACAGGGAAGCAUGAUAGCAAAGAAGGAUGCGGCAUCAGCUAUUUUCAAUCUUUGCAUGUUGCAUGAGAAUAAAUCCAGAGCUACAAAAAGCGGAGUUAUUGAUGUGACUCUGAAGGCCAUCUGCGACGAGUCCCUUAUUGAUGAAUCCAUGGCUAUCCUCGCCCUGUUAUCAAGUGACCAUGAGACGGUGGAGGAGAUCGGCGAGACUGGUGGUGUGCCUUGCAUGCUCCGCAUAAUAAAGGAGGAGGAUCAGUGCAAGCGUAACAAAGAGAAUGCGGUGGCGGUCCUGUUCGCGAUCUGUAUGUACGACCGCUCAAAGCUUAGGGAGAUCGCGGAGGACGAGAGUCUGAACGGAUCGCUUGCUUGGCUCGCGCAGAAUGGCACCACGCGGGCACGUCGGAAGGCUGCUGGCAUCCUCGACAAGCUGAAGAGGACCAUGCACGCCACACAUUACUCCUGUUAGCUCUGGAUGCGGCAGAUAUGUAAUUAGGAGAGCAAAUAAGAGGGAGAUGUUCAUUUGGUGUACAUAUUGGUUGCGUAUAUAUCUACUCUUGGUUCGGUACAUAAGGUUACAGUUUCAGAGUAAGCAGUGGAGGGUGGUGCCCCCUUUCCUAGUGAAAGAGUUAUGUUUCCUAUUCAUCUGAAAUUUACAAUUUUAAAAGUGUUUCCGCAGAGCUUUGCCAUCUGGUACCUACAUUUGGCGAUAUAAAUUUUGCUCAAAUGUGAUCAGUUUUACUUUUA